Molecule: messenger RNA, 1804 nt
Organism: Pseudovirgaria hyperparasitica
Lineage: Eukaryota; Fungi; Ascomycota; Dothideomycetes; Acrospermales; Acrospermaceae
Exons: 2
Coding region: 61-1698 (545 amino acids)
Biological process (GO): proteolysis
Molecular function (GO): serine-type exopeptidase activity; dipeptidyl-peptidase activity
Source: RefSeq, a predicted model, not a curated record
ACUAAAGAGAACCGUUUGCCCUCCUGCCGCCAUUACCGGUGCUCGUCUCCUACUCCAGUCAUGGCUUUCCGUCCUGUAGCUGCUUUACUGUUGCUCCUCAACGCUGUCGCUGCAUGGCAGCAGGCCGGUGUCUCGAUUGGUGAUCUACUCAAGUCUGGCACAGCUCUCGCGAAGCGCGAGGCUGUCAAACCUACGGACCUGUACCCGGAGCAUACGAUUUCUAUUCCAAUUGACCACUUCCAUAACAUCACCGCGUACGAGCCUCACUCGGAUGGCGUCUUCCCCAACCGGUACUGGUUCGAUGCCUCUCACUACAAAGAGGGCGGCCCAAUCUUUGUCCUGGCUUCAGGAGAGACCAGCGGUGUUGGCCGUUUGCCCUUCCUUCAAAAGGGCUUGAUUGCUCAGUUGGCGCAAGCUAAUAACGGUAUUGCUGUCGUGCUUGAGCACCGGUACUAUGGAACCAGCAUUCCCACCGAGGACUUCUCGACUGAAAAUCUCCGAUGGUUAACCCAUGAACAGGCCAUGGCCGACACUGCUUUCUUCGCCCGGAAUAUCAAGUUUCCUGGACUCGAGCAUCUCGAUCUGACUGCUCCCAAAAACCCAUGGAUCUUGUAUGGAGGCUCGUAUGCCGGCGCUUUCGUCGCUUUCCUCCGUGUGACAUACCCAGACCUGUUCUGGGGCGCUAUCAGCUCGUCCGGUGUGACUGAGGCCAUUUUCGACUUCUGGCAGUACUAUGAGGCCCAGAGAAACUACGGUCCAAAGGAUUGCGUUUUGGCAACACAGGAGUUGACUGCUGUCGUCGACACUGUCCUGUUGAAGAAAGAUUCCAGUGCAAUCUCUCAGUUGAAGAAGACGUUUUACAUGGCUAACAUUACCCACGACGAUGAUUUCGCCAAUGCACUGAGCGCUGGCGUUACUAACUGGCAGAGUCUCAAUUGGGACCCGAAAGUCUCGGACGAUGAAUUCUUCAAGUAUUGCAACAAUAUCACGUCCAAGAAUGUUCUAUACCCCGAGACCGAGUCUCUCCGAUCGACUGUCGAACAAACAAUCAACAGCACUGGAUACAACCCGGGCAAUCUGACCACUGCCAUGCUAAACUACAUUGGCUACACGAAGCUCACUCGUGUCGAUUCCUGCACGAAGUCAGGCAGAUCCCAAGACGCGUGCUUUGGCAACUACAAUGUCACAUUCUACGAGCAAGACAGCAUUCACGAUGAGUGGCGCCUUUGGCCAUAUCAAUACUGCACCCAGUGGGGCUACCUCCAGACUGGAAGUGGCGUGCCCGCCACUCAACUACCCCUCAUCUCCCGCCUGAUAGAUAUUCCAUACUCAUCGCUCAUCUGCAAGUACGCCUUCAACAUUACGGAGCCGUCCGACGUCGAGGCCAUCAACAAAUUUGGCGGCUUCAACAUUUCAUACCCCCGUCUCGCCAUCAUCGACGGAGAAGCCGACCCAUGGAAGCAGGCCACGCCGCACGCCGACGUGGCUCCUCCCAGGCAAAACACCAUUGAACAGCCGUUCGUGGUCAUUGCUGGCCUCGCUGUGCACCACUGGGACGAGAACGGGCUGUUCAAGAACGAGACCACGGCUGACUUGCCCCCUAAACCGGUGAAGAAGGCCCAAUCCUAUGAAAGGUCCUUUGUCAAGUCUUGGUUGCAGGACUGGGAGCGUGAGAAGAAGGGCGGUAAUUAUGGAUGAUUGCAAGACGUGUGGGACCGACUUCCAUGUUAUUGGCCUACAACGACCUAAUGAUUAAUGUCUUGUCCGUAGAUCAGAGUAAAUAAUACAUCGAUCGAUAAAGAAA